CACGCGCCAUACCUUUUUAUUCUCUUCCGGUGUGAUUCGCUCUCUCUUCCGGUUGUCGUCUGUUCGUGUGGCAGAUUAACCAGUCCCCAAAAUGGCAAAGUCAAAGAACCACACGUUUCACAACCAGGCUCGUAAACACCACAGAAAUGGCAUCAAGAAGCCCAGGUCUCAGCGCUACGAGUCUCUAAAGGGGGUGGAUCCCAAGUUCCUGAGGAACAUGCGUUUUGCCAAGAAGCAUAACAAGAAGGGCAUGAAGGCUCAGAAUAAGGCCCCUGCCCCUGCUGUCGCCCCGAAAUAAACUGUUUCCACUCUUUGUGUUAAUAAAGUUAUGCUUUGUUGACUA
Messenger RNA from Periophthalmus magnuspinnatus, 343 nucleotides. RefSeq names its product ribosomal protein L29 (gene rpl29). The coding region runs from base 92 to 298 and encodes 68 amino acids. Gene Ontology annotation, molecular function: structural constituent of ribosome. The transcript is spliced from 4 exons. Lineage: Eukaryota; Metazoa; Chordata; Actinopteri; Gobiiformes; Gobiidae. Gene Ontology annotation, biological process: cytoplasmic translation. Gene Ontology annotation, cellular component: ribosome; cytosolic large ribosomal subunit. The record is from RefSeq and is a predicted model, not a curated record.